GCAGGCGGUACGCCAAACGGCGCAGAGAUAGUUAUCCCGCCAUUUAUUCUCAUGCUUGUCAUUAUGACUGGUCUUGGUGUACUCAUGAUAAAGGCACAAUUAAAACGAGACCGUUAUGCAGAAAGAAAACUAACUGAAGAUUACUUUACGCAGCCUAGUCUCCGGGAUCUAUCAGCAAGAUUCGGGGGUGCUGAGAUGGCGGGAGUUCAAGAGCUGAGAGAAGCAGCUAAAUAUGCUUUUUUGAGUAUGUCUGACAUCGACACGAUCCAUAGUAUGGAGAUGUUUUUCAACCGCCCUCUACCGCUGUGUCGUAUAGCCUUACCUGCUCUCCUUUCUCUUGCAUUCUGCCCACUUGUUCUUUACAUCUAUUCUCCUGUUGCUCGCUUCUUCUGGCCUCCGGGGGACUUUCCCGAGGGCGUACCCGACAUCAAUGACGCCAUCGCUUGCUUUCUCAUGCCUGCCGGUUUGGUUUAUGCAACAUCUUUUGGUUUUUCUUACCAAUCUGCGAUGGAGAAACAACGUUCACUCGUUAGCAUCGUCUCUGGAGAAGUCUCCAAACUCGACCAGAUUCUCGUUAUGACGUCACAUCUGACGUAUAUCACACUGAAGGAGAAGGCACUGAUCUAUCGGUAUGUGAAGGAUGAAGCAGUCACGAUAAUUCGUCAGAUUCAAGGUGUUUGUAAAGGAAGCACAGAAGAUUAUGAGGGCGCCCUCUGCAGUGGACAAAUCUGGAGGAUCGUUCCUAUCUUGAGGAAUUCUGGAGCAAGACAAAAGAAGUGGCAUUUGGACAGACAUAUUCUGGAUAGUUUAAUGGAUCACGUGGUUGGAUUAAACUCGGAUUCUUCAGAGCGAUAUGAAGUAAUGAUGACCCGGAUUCAUCCAUUGAAAUGGCUCUUUCUUGAAGCUCUCGGAUUCUUUGCUUUCUUCGGUGUUCUUCUUCUUGAUGCUGAAUCGUAUCGCAUGGAGCUUGCUAUGUGUAUAAUGACUGUAUUUAGUAUUACUAUCCUCUGUUUCGUGGUCGCUGAUCUCGACUCACCUUUCAAUGGAUUUUUCAGGGUGAAUCUUUCAGCUCUACCCGACAUCGUCGACAAAGCAAGCUUUUUCUACGAGCGUGCCAUCGAAGGCAAACACGUUGACGGUCCCGCUGAUCCCGGGUCAUUGACAGCUGAGAAUUCUAUUGAAUCGGCAAGAGAUGUAGGGAUGGUCAAGAAAACAAGCUCACAUAGUAUUAAUGAAGUAGUCCUCGAAUCUUACGAUCAUGACCAUGCUGUUUGAACGAUCGUUCUUUGACAUCUUCACU
Molecule: messenger RNA, 1300 nt
Organism: Lytechinus pictus (painted urchin)
Lineage: Eukaryota; Metazoa; Echinodermata; Echinoidea; Temnopleuroida; Toxopneustidae
Exons: 10
Coding region: 52-1275 (407 amino acids)
Source: RefSeq, a predicted model, not a curated record